UCCCUUUGGACGCACCGUUUUGGAUGCUCACAAAUUCACAAAAUUUUCUGUCGCGCAUUGCUAUGCCGCCAACGUUGAGUCUGCGAGCGCUGCACUAUCAUCAGCAGGGAAUUGGAUUGUGUAAUGGUCACUCUCUCCCGCAAAUUCUCCACCACAGCUAUUCCCAAUCCCAGCAAGCUUUUGCAACGACACCCACAAAGUACUACUACUACUCAUAUCUUCAUACCUUUCUCUCAGCUUCAGCAACGAAAGCUUUUCGAGUCACACCUCAUCUCUGUUCUCCAUGGCUGUACCCACCUCACUCAAAUCAAACAAGUCCACGCCCAUAUCCUCCGUAAGGGUGUCGACCAAUGCUGCUACGUUCUCACUAAGCUUAUACGUAUGCUUACUAAACUCGAUGUCCCAGUUCACUCUUACCCUCGUCUUGUAUUUCAUCAGGUUAAGUACCCAAACCCAUUUCUCUGGACUGCACUCAUUCGCGGUUACGCUACUCAAGGACCCUUUUCGGAGUCAGUUGUGUUGUAUAAUCGUAUGAGAAGUGAAGGUACUGGGCCAGUGUCUUUUACAUUUUCAGCGCUUUUUAAAGCUUGUGGUGCUGUUCUGGAUGUGGGUUUGGGGCGUCAGGUUCAUGCCCAGACGAUUUUGAUUGGUGGGUUUGCUUCUGAUUUGUAUGUUGGUAAUACUAUGAUUGAUAUGUAUGUGAAAUGCGGGUUUUUGGAGUGUGCACGCAAGGUGUUUGAUGAAAUGUCUGAGAGGGAUGUGGUUUCUUGGACUGAGUUGAUUGUUGCGUAUGCUAAGAGUGGGGAUAUGGAUUCAGCGAGGGAAUUGUUUAGUGGAUUGCCCGUGAAGGAUAUGGUGGCGUGGACUGCAAUGGUCACAGGGUAUGCUCAGAAUGGUAGGCCGAGGGAGGCUUUGGAUUGCUUUCAGAGAAUGCAGGAUUCGGGUGUGAAGACAGAUGAGGUUACAAUUGUUGGUGUCAUUUCGGCUUGUGCACUACUGGGUGUGGCUAAGUAUGCAAACUGGGUUCGGGAUGUUGCUGCGAGAUAUGGAUUUGGGCCGACUGAGAAUGUUGUAGUGGGAUCUGCGUUGAUAGAUAUGUACUCAAAGUGUGGGAGUGUGGAGGAGGCAUAUAAUAUUUUUGAAGGAAUGAAGGAAAGGAAUGUGUUUUCUUAUAGUUCAAUGAUUGUGGGGUUUGCCAUGCAUGGUCGUGCGCAUGCAGCAAUGCAAUUGUUUCAUGAGAUGUUGAAGACUGAGAUAAGACCCAACAAGGUCACUUUUAUUGGGGUGCUUACAGCAUGCAGCCAUGUGGGUUUGGUGGAACAAGGUCGGCAAUUAUUUGCAACCAUGGAAAAAUGUUUUGGUGUUGCUCCAUCAGCAGAUCACUAUGCUUGCAUGGUUGAUCUCCUUGGUCGUGCUGGACGCUUGGAAGAUGCACUUGAACUUAUUGAAACAAUGCCGAUGGAGCCCCAUGGAGGCGUGUGGGGAGCACUGCUUGGAGCUUGUCGCAUUUAUGGGAAUCCUGACAUUGCUCAGAUUGCUGCUAACCAUCUAUUUGAACUAGAACCCAAUGGUAUUGGAAACUAUAUUUUGCUAUCUAACAUAUAUGCGUCGGCAAGAAGGUGGGAUGAUGUUUCAAGGCUAAGAAUCUUGAUGAGAGAAAAGGGUUUUAAAAAGAAUCCUGGAUGUAGCUGGGUUGAAUCAAAAGAAGGGGUAGUUCAUGAGUUUUUUGCAGGUGAUAUGAACCAUCCACAAUCCAGUGAGAUAAAGCGGGCAUUGGCAGAUCUUCUGGACAGAUUGAAGGCUAAAGGGUACCAGCCAAACCUAGGGUCUGUCACUUAUGAUCUAAGUGAUGAUGAAAAGAAGCGUAUACUAAUGAAUCACAGUGAGAAGCUAGCUUUGGCAUAUGGGCUGCUCAGUUCAGAUGCAGGUUGCACCAUUAAGAUCAUGAAGAACCUGAGAAUAUGUGAAGAUUGCCAUGCAUUCAUGUGUAGUGCAUCCCAAGUCAUGGGGAGGGAGAUUGUUGUCAGGGAUAACAUGAGAUUUCACCACUUUAGUGAUGGGGCAUGCUCUUGUGGUAACUUUUGGUGAUCGAUGCUGGAAUUUAAAUAAUGAAGAGGGUGUGACACAAACUUACUAGAAUCCUUUUUGUGGAAAACUGGCGGUCAUGUGAUUGCUUUGGUCAUUAAUACACAGGCUUCUGAGUUCAAAUGAUAUAUGCAAGACCAUUGCUAGAAGAGUACAUUCUUUAAUUUGCAUUCACCACCUUCUUUUGUGUCUACUACAACCUUUGAGGAGUUUCGACACCUGAAAAAGUAGAGUGAAAACAGUUCAGAUUAUCUAGACAGUUGCACCUUUUGUGAGACAAUGAACUUGCUGUUUUUCCAGGACACAGAUCGCCUAUCAUAAACCUUAUUUUGUCUUACUCCAACCCUUGAGGAAUUUCUACACAUGACAAAGUAGAGUGACAAAAGUUCAGAUCUUCCACACAGUCAUUCCUUUGUAAGACAAUGAAGUCACUAUUUUUUGCAGGACAUCGUUAACUUUCCCCUGGUGAGUCAAUAUAAUGAUAGGCUUGAUUGUUUGGAAAGUUA
Molecule: messenger RNA, 2591 nt
Organism: Quercus robur (English oak)
Lineage: Eukaryota; Viridiplantae; Streptophyta; Magnoliopsida; Fagales; Fagaceae
Product: pentatricopeptide repeat-containing protein At5g44230
Exons: 1
Coding region: 124-2088 (654 amino acids)
Biological process (GO): RNA modification
Molecular function (GO): zinc ion binding; RNA binding; protein binding
Source: RefSeq, a predicted model, not a curated record